Molecule: messenger RNA, 474 nt
Organism: Juglans microcarpa x Juglans regia
Lineage: Eukaryota; Viridiplantae; Streptophyta; Magnoliopsida; Fagales; Juglandaceae
Exons: 1
Coding region: 1-474 (157 amino acids)
Source: RefSeq, a predicted model, not a curated record
AUGGAAUUGAAUGUCAAGCUUCGCAAAGAGGAGGGUGAUUUACUUGUUGAUCCCAGUUUAUACUGGAAGUUGGUAGGUAGUCUUGUCUACCUCACCAUUACUAGACCGGAUAUUUCCUUUGUAGUACAGCAAGUCAGCCAAUUUCUUCAGACCCCUCGUCAUCUUCAUUUGGCUGCUGUCCGUAGGAUCAUAAGCUAUGUUCAAGGCACUUCUGCCCGUGGCCUAUUCUUUCCUGCAGGCAAUUCUCCUCGCCUAACUGCUUACAGCGACGUUGAUUGGGCCGGUUGUGCUGAUACGCGUCGAUCCAGCACUGGUUGGUGUGUGUUCUUAGGUGAUGCAUUGAUCUCCUGGAAGAGUAAGAAGCAAGACAGAGUUUCUAAGUCUUCUACAAAAUCUGAGUACCGGACAAUGUCUCUUGCUUGUUCCGAAAUUAUUUGGCUUCGAGGUUUGCUUGUUGAGCUAGAUUUUUUUUAG